This is a messenger RNA of Clarias gariepinus (North African catfish), 3107 nucleotides long. It is a transcript of the gene opcml, whose product is annotated as opioid binding protein/cell adhesion molecule-like. Gene Ontology annotation, cellular component: neuron projection. NCBI's taxonomy places the organism in Eukaryota, Metazoa, Chordata, Actinopteri, Siluriformes, Clariidae. The coding region runs from base 349 to 1374 and encodes 341 amino acids. The transcript has 7 exons. The record is from RefSeq and is a predicted model, not a curated record.
UGCGCUUCUUGUCUCCUCGGGAAUAUCAUCCUGCGUUGUGCUUAAGAAUCGACUCUAACGAUGCGUUUUGCCGUCUGUUAAAUCGGAAUGUUCAGUGCAGCGCUUUCACCAGAGCAUCAGUGAAGGCGCGCUUGGUGAAGCUCUGCGUCAUUCCUUCAUAUCCAGCUCAUAUAGGCGUCGGAAGUUUUCGAGGAAUAUACAAGAGGACAAUAUUUGGUUUGGAAUUAAAAUUGGUUUUAAAAUUUGAACGCGGGACAAACCGCUCAUAUCGGACACGUCUAAAAAAAAAAAACAAGAAAACAUUUUUUGCGCUCUCCGUUUAGUUGGGAAGUUUCCUACGGAGAAAACAUGGGCUUAUGUGGUUAUGUGGUUAUGCCCUGGAGAUGCCUGGCAGUGCUGGCUCUGAGACUGCUCUUCCUUUUGCCUGCAGGAGUGCCAGCAAGGAGCGGAGAUUCUUAUUUAAAGGACAACAUCACGGUGAGACAGGGGGACAGCGCCGUCUUAAAAUGCAACGUGGACAGCAAGGUAUCGAGGGUAGCUUGGUUGAAUCGCACCACUAUUCUCUUCACAGGGAGUGAGAAAUGGUCUUUGGACCCACGAGUGGUCCUGCUGAAUAACACAGCAGUGACAGAGUACAGUAUAAAGAUCUUGGAUGUGAACUUGCAUGAUGAAGGGCCAUACGUGUGCUCCAUUCUGACAAACAAGAAACCCGAGUCCACCAAAGUUCAUCUUAUCGUCCAAGUUCCUGCUAGGAUUGUGAACAUCUCAGCAGACAUAACGGUAAACGAGGGCAGUAACGUCAGUCUCAUGUGUCUGGCGAUUGGACGACCUGAACCCAGUAUUAUAUGGAAAUAUCGCUCGGCUAGAGGUCGUAGAUUCAUCAGUGAGGGCGAGUAUGUUGAGAUGACUGCAAUCACCAAAGAACAGUCCGGAUCAUACGAGUGCAUCUCUUCAAACGACAUCUCACCUCCGGAUGUGAGGACGGUGCAAGUAACAGUAAACUAUCCUCCAGUAAUUUCGCAAGCUCGCAGCACAGGGACUGCUGUUGGACAGAGAGGAGUGCUGCAGUGUGAAGCAUCAGCUGUUCCUCUCGCUGACUUUCAGUGGUACAAGGAAGAGCGUCGCCUUUUCAAUGGACUUAAUGGAGUCAAAAUCGAAAACAAAGGUAAACAGUCGAUGUUGAUAGUUUUCAACGUGUCUGAAGAGGACUAUGGAAACUACACCUGUGUGGCCAUAAACACACUGGGAAUCACAAAUGCAAGCAUAAUCCUGUACGGCCCAGGAGCGAUACACGAUGUGAACAGCGCUGCACUUUCUCCAUCCAGCUCCGUCUGCCCACUGCUCACACUCAUUCUCUUUUAUCUCAAGUUUUGAUGCUAGAGACACCAACAACUGCAUCAGCUCUUCUCGACAUAACACAAAGACAGACUCAAAGUCCCAUCCUUACAAACAAACCAUUAUUAUUGUUAUUAUUUGGUUUGAACUUUGUUUUGUUUCCAGGGUUUGGGCUAGAAAUUAGAUUUGGACUAUGAGUCUGUCACAUGAGAACAUGAGACUGCACAGGAUAGGGUUCUGUGACUAGCUGGUAAAUAUAGUGAGCUUUUCAUUUUUUUAUGUCAAAGAUAAGCAAAAAGUCACGUGAUCGUAAAAAAAAAAAGAAUAAUAAUAAUACGUGGAUGGUUUUGCUCGGUAAUGAAAUGUGUGAGUUGAGAUGUCCGUGUCAUGUCAGCUUUCCUUGUAACAAAAAAAAAAAAUUAUGGAGUUCUUGCAAUGAUUUUUUUUCUUAAAAAAUCAACAAAAGUGAAAAAAAUCAUGUGAUAUUUGAUUUCCUGUACCUGUACAGAUGUAUACAGUGAAAUACUUACAGUUCAUUUAAAUAUGAGUGAGGUCAGUCUGUGCGUAAUAUAGCUCACAUUUCCUAAAAGAAAAAAAAAAACAGUCUGGUGUGUAUUAUAAUGUUCAUCCGUCACUGAAAUGAUGUUCUGAUUUUGUAAAGAAGGACUGCUGCAUUACCACACACAUACACAUACACAGAUACAGACACACACACACACACACACACACACUAGGUAGUCAUACAGUUCAGUAGGUAGUCACCUGGUCUUUUUAGAACCUUAUUUAGACACUCAUUGCAGUAAUAUAUACAGAUGUAGGUUUAGGACGUAGGCAACACACUGGAUUUGCAACAUUGGAUGCAAGAUUUGUGCACAUUUAGAGUAAAACUUGUUAUCUACAUGUGGAAUGAGGGCCUAAAUACCGCAUGUGUAAUCACACAAAAAAGUAUCAUUAUUAAUAUACUUUCCCUGCAGUUCCUGUAUAAAUAGGAAUGUCCUGUUGAUUGAAGAUUAGGUUAUAUGGUUAUAAAUAGGGAUGCAUAUAUAUACAUUUUUUUGUUUUUUGUUUGUUUUUUAGACAGAAUAAGAUUAAGCACCCGUGUGUUUCGAUACUCGUCAAGACCGAUAUACCAAAAUGAUGGGCAUCAUGAACCAUUUUAUUUAGCUCUGUUUACAAUCACCAUCCAUUUUAACAAGAACACCAGUACACCUGCGCACCUCUGCAGUUAUCUAACCAGCCAAUCAUUUGGCAGCAGCACAAUAUGAAAAAUCAUGCCUAGUGUUUCAGUCAAGUUAAGUGUUUCAGUUUAUGUUCAUAUCAAACAUCAGAAUGAAGAAAACGUGUGAUCUCUGUGACUAACUGUGGCAUGGUGGCCAGUGCCAGAUGGGCUGGUUUGAGUAUUUCCUGAAUUUUUCACAUACAACAAUCUGUAUUAGAAAAUUUAAUAAUUUAUUUUUAAAAAAUCAUCUGUUUUGGGGCUUCUGCAGGCUUGAACCUCUUGUAGAUCAAAGAGAUAUAAGAAGAAUAAGCAGACUGGGAUGGGUUACAACAGCAGAAGACUACUCUUGUCAGGCAAGAACAAGAAUCUGAGGCCAUCAUGGGCACAAACUCAUUAGAACUGGAGAGUUGUAAAUUGAAAAAAGUAGUUUACUUUAACUUUUGCAGCAAGGCAGUUUUAUCCUCAGAACUGUCUCGCACUUAUUGUUUUUAUGUUCUUUAUACCAUUCUGUCUAAACUCCUGAGACUUUUGUGUGAGAAGAACCCUGAAGUUC